Messenger RNA from Phaedon cochleariae (mustard beetle), 4505 nucleotides. NCBI's taxonomy places the organism in Eukaryota, Metazoa, Arthropoda, Insecta, Coleoptera, Chrysomelidae. The record is from the annotation of a GenBank genome assembly.
AGAACUCUCAGCUCAGUCACUUGUUCGAAUUUCGGGCUUCGAACGGGUUGGUAAAUGCGGCGGCACCGCGAAGUUGGCUUUGGCGCGGCGGGUUGCAGUGUUGUCCACUUGUCCAGGUGUCAGUUGUUCUUCGGGACCGUCGAUUGCUGUAGAUAAGCAGAUAUAACGGGAUUGAUCUGAAAAAAUGGUGCUAAAGGUAGAGGACAGGUUUCACGAAGAAUCCAAGCCCAUACUUGAAUCAAAUGGUUUGAAAGGCGCAGAAGACAAUGGCCUGAAAGUGGGAGACAUGUACAAACCAAUCACAAGUUCGAAGAACCCUCACCCCCUCACCAUCGACAAACCCGAAGUGGCCCUGGACCUAUUUUUGACAGCUGUCAACGUGCAAGACGUCCCGCUGGCCAACCAGUGCAUCGAGAGCCUGAAGGGCUGCAUGUGCAAAAGGACCGCCCUGCCCAUUCUCAAAGGGCUGGCCAAGUGCAAGGUGCGGUCCUUCGACCCCUACAGCACCGAGCCCUCGGCUCCGCCCUUGAAGGAGAGCGAUGACGGGCACAACGAUGAUUGGGUCCACGAUCUCAUCGAGAAUCUGAAGAACGACUGCCUGUUGGAGAUCGACAAGAACGCGGACUUCGCACUAAAGCAAAAAGAGAUCCUCGAGAUGGACUACUGCGAUAUCCUGAGCAUCACCAGACGUGACACCCUGCAAGUAUCGAGCGAGAUGAUCGUGUACAGCGCCGUGAUGCGGUGGUGCAUCGAAGAGUGCCACAGGCGGACGCUUCAAGCUCAAAGAAUCAACUUGAAGGCAGUGUUGAGAGAACUCGCCUACGCUCCAAGGUAUGGGUUGAUGUCGAAGAAAGAGUUCCUUUGCCGAACAGUGGACGGUGUCAAAGGCCCAGACAGGAGCGGUAUUCUCGACGAGCAAGAAACCGAACGGAUACUGGAGUACAUACGAAGAAAGUCCAAAAAUCGGCCUGCGGAAGAGUUGCCCUUCAAGGGCUCCGUGCCACGCAAACCUGCCAGCGAAAAGGCCAAGAAAUUUCGCUCCGAUAGCAGCUGCAGCUCCAAAUCCACCUGCGACAAGUUUAUCCUCAAUUUCCUCACUUGCUGGACUGCUAUUUUCGACUGAACCUUCUCAGUUCCUCAUCGAUAAGAUGUUUUUGUCUCUUUCCUUGGUAGGGUUAGUGUUCGAGUAUCCAAUCCCUUUGUGAUGAGAGAGUGCCAUUUGGGAAGGCUGUAAGCUUGGUCUUAUGAUGUGGCCCUAAAUUCUACUAUAACUCGAGGAUUGCAAGCCUGAAAAAAUAAUUUGAAGAUAUUGAAUCUCUAUUCGGUGCAUACGUGAACUUAACUAACGAAUCUGGUUUCAAACCUACCGAUUUCUGGUUCAGUCUCUAAAAAAAUUCGAGGCUGAAGGGUUGAACUGCUUUGGAAGUCAGCUAGAAAUAUUCAGUGAUUGUUAGGACAGCUUGUUGGUCAGUAAUUUCAGAUGAAUUGAUUGAAUGAUUGGGAUGUCUCAGCAGACGUGAACCAAACAUUGUUUUCUUGCAUAAAAAGGGGGUAUAUAGAGGGUUCUCAAAGGUGAGAAGUCCAUUACAACAGGAUAUGCAACACGUGAAAUAUGCCUACAACAAUUAGCAGAAUAGAAACAUAUAGAGAGGUAAUUGAUACAAAUGUUAACCCGAUAAUUCUUGUCCUGGUUAUAUUACAUUAGGCAUACACAAUCAUGCUUGUCAUGAAACUCAUAUGUAUCACUACUUGCGGAGAUAAUAUAAUCUUUUUUCUACCAUUUGUUCAAGGACCUACCAUCACUUACUCUUUCUCGAGUCGUAAAGUAGUCUUUCCUUAUCAAGGUGGUUUUUUUAUUUCAUCAAGUACAUCAUGAAGUCAUAGCUAUUAUUAUCUGAUUCUUUAUACAGAAGAAGUCAAAAACCGACAGCGAAAAGGCCAAGAAAUUCUGCUUCGAUAGCAGCUGCAGGUCCAAAUCCACCUGCGACAAGUUUAUCCUCAAAUUCCUCACUUGCUGGACUGCUAUUUUCGACUGAACCUCCUCAGUUCCUCAUCGAUAAGAUGUUUUUGUCUCUUUCCUUGGUAGGGUUAGUGUUCGAGUAUCCAAUCCCUUUGUGAUGAGAGGGUGCCAUUUGAGAAGGCUGUAAGCUUGGUCUUAUGAUGUGGCCCUAAAUUCUAUUAUAACUCAGGAAUUGAGCAUUGCAAGCCGGAAAAAAUAUUUUGAAGAUAUAGAAUCUCUCUAUCAGGUGCAUACGUGAACUUAAACUAACGAAUCUGGUUUCAAACCUACCGAUCUCCGGUUUUGUUUCUGAAAAAAAAUUGAAGGCUAGAAAAGUUGAACUGCUUUGACAGUCAGCUAGAAAUAUUCAGUGAUUGUUAGGACAGCUUGUUGGUCAGUACUUUUAGAUACAUUGAUUGAAUGAAUGGUAUGCCUCAGCAGGCGUGAACCAAACAUUGUUUUCUUGCAUAAAAAGGGGGUAUAUAGAGGGUUUUCAAAGGUGAGAAGUCAAUAACAACAGGAUAUGCAACUUGUGAAAUAUGCCUAUAACAAUUUUCAAAAUGGAAACAUAUAGAAAGAUUAUUGAUACGAAUGUUAACCCUACAAUUCUGUGUCCUGUUACGUUUACAUGAGGCAUACACAAUCAUGCUUGUCGUGAAACUCAUUUGUAUCACUACUUACGGAGAAAAUAUAAUCUUUUUCCUACCAUCAGUCCAAGGACCUACCAUCAUUCACUCUUUUUCGAGUCGUAAAGUAGUCUUUCCCUAUCAAGGUAGUUUUUUCAUUUCAUCAUGUUCAGGAAAUCAUAGUUAUUAUUAUCUGAUUCUUCAUACGGAAAAACUUCAAAAACCGCCCUGUGGAAGAGUUACCCUUCAAUGGCUCCGUGUCAGCAAAAAGGUCAAGAAAUUUCUCUCCGAUAGCAGCUGCAGCUCCAAAUCCACCUGCGACAAGUUUAUCCUCAAUUUCCUCACUUGCUGGACUGCUAUUUUUGACUGAACUUCCUCAGUUCCUCAUCGAUAAGUAUCUUUCCUUCGUAGGGUUAGUGUUCGAGUAUCCAAUCCCUUUGUGAUGAGAGGGUGCAAUUUGGGAAGGCUGGUUCUAUGAUGUGAGCCCAAUAAAUUCUACUAUAACUCAGCAGUUGAGGAUUGCAAGCCGGACAAAAUAUUUCGAAGAUAAAGAAUCUCUCUAUUCGGUGCAUACGUGGUAGAAGUCCUACCGAAUCUGGUUUUAAAUCUACCGAUUUCUGGUUCUGUCUCUGAUCGAAAAAUGAAAGCUGAAAGGUUGAACAGCUUUAAAACUCAGCUAGAAAUAUUCAGUGAUUGUUGGGACAGCUUGUUGAUCAGUUAUUUCAGAGAAUGAAUCGGGUGUCUCAGCAGACGUGAACCAAACAUUGUUUUCUUCCAUAAUAAUCUGAUAGGGGGUAUAAAGGGGGUCCUCAGAGGUAAGAAGUCCAUUACAGCAGGAUAUGCAUCUCAGCAAUUUGAGAAUUUCAAGCCGAAAAAACUAUUUUGAAAAUAUAGAAUCUCUCUAUUCGGUGCAACGUGGUAGAAGUUCUACUCCUGGUACCUACGUUCACGAAAAGCAUACACAAUCAUGCUUGUCGUAAAAAUCAUAUGUAUCACUACCUGCGGCCAAAAUAUGAAAUCUUUUUUCUACCACUAACCAGUUCUAGAGUUACUAAUACCAUCCAGUGACUCUAGCUAGUCCAAGGACCUACCAUCACUUAGGUACUAUUUUUCGAGUCGUACCUAGAUAGUAUUUCCCUAUCAAGGUUGUUUUUCAUUUUAUCAACAAGUGGUUCAUGAAGUCACCACCACCUUUUACUUUGUGCCAUUUGGAAAUGCUGAAAGCUUGGUUUCGUUGGAGAUGUGGGCCUGAAUUAAUACUAUUGCUCAUCAAUUUGAGAAUUCCAAACCGAAAAAAAAAUUUCGAAGAUAUAGAAUCUCUCUAUCCGGUGCAUAUCUGCUAGUAGUCUUAAGCCUAUAGAAACUCAAAUACCGGUUUCAAAUCAGCCGAUUUUAGGUUCUAUCUCAGAAAAAAAAUUAAAGGCUGACGGGUUCUGAAAAUAAACCAGAAAUAAUAAGUUAUUGUUACGACAGCUUGUUGCUCAGUAAUCAUGGAAAUCUUUUUGUGAAAUUACCUACUUUUACGAGUUCUACAUAUCCUGUUGAAAAAGAUGCCACACCUUGGAGAACACUCUGUAUAUCAUCGAUUUAACUACAUAUGACGUGAAAUCUCUGUACCUUCUUGUCACAUAAUGCAGUAUUUUCUCCAGGUUUUUUAUUGCAUUGAAUCUACUAUCUAUUUUGUAAAAAUUCUUUAAUGUUAUCGAAGAUAAUUGUUUUGGGGAAGAAGCCUUACAGUCAUAUUCAGUAGUAUUUACAGGCACUCUCCUACUCCAGAAAAACGAAGUUCCUUACGAUUAUUAUUUUCUAUACAGGGCGAUUUAUAAGUGGAAAAUCAUGGCAUGUUGCUAGUGGAUCAAUAUUGUAUAGAAAAAUUAUGG